AUGACGCUGUCCCAGCCUAGUUCGGCGGAAAAAACCAUUCGCAAGAUCGAUAUUGCCCAGGUGUCUUUGAGUUUGCAGGACCGAUUAGGUCUGGCUAAACUCAAGUACCAGCAUGGCCGGCUGCAUGGGUUGAACCAGCAGGAUGGCAAGUCCGGUCUCCUCGAUAGCGACAAGCCCUCCGACUCCUCAUCCGACUUCUCUCGCAGCCGAUGCGAGACCCCCUUUACCUCUCCUCCCCUCCAAGGCGCAACCUAUUCCAAAGAACUCCCUCGAUCGGCCCGCAAUAAACAUGCAGUGACAUUCAAUUCCCGGGUAAUGCAGCCUAUGUUGUCGGCCAGUCGCAAGCGGCUUCGGUCUGACUCUGCUUCGGGACGUCCGGCCAAGGCUGCCAGGGUUUCCUGGAAGGCUUCUUAUCAAUUGCCAGAGUCUUCUCCGGGCCUCAAUCGGCACCUGACUGCCCGCCACAACAUGCCUUUCAUGUCCGAGGCCACCAUCCCCGAGCUUUCUUCUCCGGCAUACCAUGGCCCGUCAGAUGAAGAGAAUGACCCGGAUCUGCCUCUGCAUAGUUUCCAGAAUAUGAGCUCUAUGGUGGGCUCUUCGCCUCCACGCACUCCACCUCCCAAGCACUCUCGGCUGUCACGCGCCGAUCGUCCCUUGCAGCAUGAAGAUGGUGCAGAUCUACUGCUAUACCUUGCCAAUUCUCCAACUCCUGCCCGCGUGGCUAGGGGCUCCCAGGCUCACGGGCUCCCUCCUUCUACUCCUCCUAGCCAGCAUGCCGUUCUGCCGACGAUGACUCCGAAUCUUGGAACUCCCGGCCAGAAUUUCAAUUUCGCAGAUUUCGUCAAUGUGACCCCUAGCCCAGCACAACAAGCAUGGAACGGCCGUACACCUGGCCCAUCUCGCACCCCUCUCGCAACCAAGGACGCCCGCAAGCGCCUCAACUUUGAUGCUCUGGUCCCUCCUACCAGUGCCGCCAGCCCUCACAAGGAAAGAGGGCUCGCUCUUCAGCUCGGUGGCGAGCUGCGGCCCUAG
Molecule: messenger RNA, 1032 nt
Organism: Penicillium cinerascens
Lineage: Eukaryota; Fungi; Ascomycota; Eurotiomycetes; Eurotiales; Aspergillaceae
Exons: 2
Coding region: 1-1032 (343 amino acids)
Source: RefSeq, a predicted model, not a curated record